Messenger RNA from Saccharomycodes ludwigii, 1713 nucleotides. RefSeq names its product Apm2p (gene APM2). The record is from RefSeq and is a predicted model, not a curated record. Bases 1 to 1713 code for a protein of 570 amino acids. Gene Ontology annotation, biological process: clathrin-dependent endocytosis; intracellular protein transport. Lineage: Eukaryota; Fungi; Ascomycota; Saccharomycetes; Saccharomycodales; Saccharomycodaceae. Gene Ontology annotation, molecular function: clathrin-cargo adaptor activity. Gene Ontology annotation, cellular component: AP-2 adaptor complex; cytoplasmic vesicle. The transcript has a single exon.
AUGGUUAAUUUGCCAAGUGACGAGGAUGAUCUAAUAGAUGAUUUCAAAAAACUUUACAGGUCAUCCAUCACUAACAAUAGAAAUUCAUCGACAUUAUCACUAUUACCGAUUAUACAAUCAGAGCAAUAUAAAUACAUACAUUAUGUUCAUAUAAGUAGAUCCCAUCUAAUUUUUUUAGCCAUUGUUGUUGUUAAUAACAGUGAAAAAUUAAUUAAUAUCAAUAGCUGCAUUACAUAUUUAGAUCUAUUCCAUAACUUAUUGUGCAAAUACUUUAAUUUGAAAAAUAACAUUGAUAGAGAUAUUAUUACAGACAAUUUUAACCUGAUAUAUGAAUUAUUUGACGAAAGUAUGGAUUUUGGUAUUCCACAAUUGACUGACUAUAACAUAAUCCAAGAAUAUAUUAAAGUUAAAGCCAAUUUAGAAAGCGAAGAAACACAAGAACAGGAUAAGAGUGACUACGAAGAAGAAAAUGAAAAUGAAAAUGAAAAUGAAGCACAUACCACCACUUCUGAUAAACAUGGAGAAUCAGAGAUAACGGCCAGGAAAAAAAACCACACUAAAAAAAAAAGUCAUAAAAACAUGAUACAAAACACUUUGCAUAUAAUUAAACAUCCUAGUACAUUGAUCUCCUCGGUUGAUAUCAAGGAUAAGGUUAUGCGAGGCUUCGAGGAAGAUGAAAGCUAUAUGAACAGUUUUGUAGCCAGAACCAUUACCUCGAGCAUCAAUUGGAGACCAAAGGGGAUAUACUAUGCUAAAAAUGAGUUUUUCUUAGAUGUGGUGGAGAAAGUAGAAUAUUGCCAGGAUCUGAACACUGGUGAGAUUAGAGAAAAUUUUAUUGUAGGAACAAUUUUCUGUAAGAGUUACUUGAGUGGGAUGCCAGUGUUAACUGUGGGACUUAUGGAUAAUAAAUUGAUGAACACAACUUAUUUAUUAAACAGAUUUCAAUUCCACCAAUGUGUUCAAUUGGAUGAACUGCAAGACUCAAACACAAUAAAAUUUACACCUCCAGACGGAGAAUUUGAACUGGCUAAUUAUAAAUUGAGGAGAAGACCGCAAUUGGAUCCUCCAGUCAUACAGAUAACAGAGUAUAAUGUAGUUACUAAACCUAAAAAAUGGGUCAGAGUAUUUGUUAAAUUUCGAACUUUUUUCAAAAAACAAACUUCUACAUCGGUAUUAAGAUUGAAAAUCCCUGUUAAGAGAAUUUUAAAAGAAUAUGAAAUUGAUUUGAAAACUGCUCCGAAAUUUAAAACCGACUGGGGUACUAUAUUAUUUAACAUAAGCGAUGAUUUUGUGUUAUGGGAUGUUGGCUCGAUAAAGGGCAGUUAUGGCGACAAAGAAUAUGAAACUGUUUGUCAAUUUAAAUUAUUUGACAAGGAUGAAUACUUGAAAGAACAAGAAUUAUUGAAAAAUUCCAUGGACCCACCCCCGCUAAGAACUGGGCCUAAAUUAGAGAAACUAUAUGAAAACUUGCAUAGAGAGGAUGGUAGCGUAGAAUCCCUCGAAAGUCCUACUGCCAUUGUUGACGAUAAUAAUAAUAAUAAUAAUAAUAAUUCUUCACAUUUAAUUAGUGUACAAUUUGAGAUUCCCUAUUACACCUGUAGCGGGUUAAAGAUUGAAUAUUUAAAAAUUCAGGAGGAUUCUUUGAAAUACCAGUCAUUUCCAUGGAUAAGAUAUAAAACAAUCAAUGACAAAGAAUAUUAUUUUCAAAUAUAA